AUGCUCGAACGCGAUUUUGGGGAGUCGAGCGCGGCGGGUGUCAUUGGCCUCCUCACUAAGUUCGUCGGCACCCUUACGUCCGACUACCGCCAAGUGGGUGACCACUUUAAGGUAAUGAGUGCCCUACGGAACCGCAUCAACGCUCAGAGCGUCAAGUGUUUCGGCGAGCCAAUUGUGUCGGAGCAGUUAGUGGGUGCUCUGUUGCUAUCGCUCCUCCCCCAGCAGUACUUUGGGUCCUCGGUUAAGUUCACCAAGGAUUCAUUUACUAUGGACAAAGUGUUUCAGUUGGUGGUGAACACCUUUGGGUCCAAAAGUAAGCGGGACAUUUUAUCGAUGUCAACCGGAUUUGGAAAAUCCCUAAGCAAGUGCCAAGGUGCACAUGAAGAAGGACUGUCCAAAGCGCAAGGAAGAUUUGCGAAGGGGUACUACCGCACGUCCAUCUUCAAGGCGGCGAAGAGUGGCCCGGCUAAGGUGGCGGCGGUGCGCUCUACUCGAAGUGAAGUGGCCACUCCAAGCGGCGGCGAACGCACUGCCACGGACAUGGAGGAGGCGGCUGCUAGCCUGGAUGACCUCACCAUGCAGUUGGAGUAUGCGAUUCUAGAUGCGGAGUGAGUCUCACUGGUAGAGCUGAAGUGUUUGUACGAGCUAAAAUUGAUACCUCGUAUAGAUUUAGCUUUCCAAAUAGUGGCUCUUUGGAUAAUUCACAUGCUGGAUUGAUU
Aphanomyces astaci is the source of this 719-nucleotide messenger RNA. RefSeq lists its product as hypothetical. The transcript is spliced from 3 exons. The coding region runs from base 1 to 612 and encodes 203 amino acids. NCBI's taxonomy places the organism in Eukaryota, Oomycota, Saprolegniomycetes, Saprolegniales, Verrucalvaceae. The record is from RefSeq and is a predicted model, not a curated record.